Scleropages formosus (Asian bonytongue) is the source of this 3083-nucleotide messenger RNA. Its product is annotated as dual specificity tyrosine-phosphorylation-regulated kinase 4-like. The record is from RefSeq and is a predicted model, not a curated record. Gene Ontology annotation, biological process: peptidyl-threonine phosphorylation; peptidyl-serine phosphorylation. The transcript has 14 exons. The coding region runs from base 80 to 1936 and encodes 618 amino acids. Gene Ontology annotation, molecular function: protein serine/threonine kinase activity; ATP binding; protein serine/threonine/tyrosine kinase activity. Gene Ontology annotation, cellular component: nucleus; cytoskeleton; cytoplasm. NCBI's taxonomy places the organism in Eukaryota, Metazoa, Chordata, Actinopteri, Osteoglossiformes, Osteoglossidae.
GAUGCGUCUGUCCACCCAGAUUCUGUAGAACCCACACAGCCACCUGGAGCCCUGUGUCUGUCUGUCCGUUGCAGGAAUCAUGUUUCCCGAAAUAAACAAGUCUGCGAGACCUGAUGCCUUCCCUCUCCCGCACCGAGUUCAGGGUGAUGGUGCUCGCCUGGCAGCCAGCCGACCCUACCAGGAGAGGUUACCACAGCUGGAUGUGCCCGUGAAACAGAUGGUGGCCAGGAUCCAGCAACAGUCAGAAGACAUCCUGCCGCAUAUCACCAGCAAACGACAGCAGAACAGCUACCAGGCACGGCAGGGGGAAAGACAAAGGAUCUCCCAGUUUCCUACACGAUUCAGCUCAUCACUGGAGAUCCUAUCUGAGCCCAUCAUUACCAAGAACAUUUCGAACAAACUUGAAAAGGAGAGGUCUUUUGAAGGCCUAAUGCUGCCCAUCUCUCCAACAGAUGCUCUGAAGAACUUCCAAGACCGCUUAACUGAGUUUGAGAAGGAGGAGAUCAUGGACUACUCUGAGAUCUGGUACUUGGGCCUGGACUCCAAAAAGAUUGAAGGCUCCCAUGGGACACCUCAGAAUUCUGGUUAUGAUGAUGAGCAUGGCUGUUACCUCAAGGUCCUUCACGAUCACAUUGCCUACCGCUUUGAGGUGCUGGAAGUCAUAGGGAAAGGAUCCUUUGGACAAGUCCUGAAAUGCUUGGAUCAUAAGAACAACGAGCUGGUGGCCAUCAAAGUAAUUCGCAACAAGAAGAGGUUCCACCAGCAAGCCCUGGUUGAGCUGAAGAUCCUGGAUGUGCUGCGGAGGAAGGACCGGGACAACAGUCACAAUGUCAUCCACAUGAAGGAGCACUUCUACUUCCGCAACCACCUCUGCAUUUCCUUCGAGCUCUUGGGGUUGAACCUGUAUGAGGUGAUCAAGAAGAACAACUUCCAGGGUUUCAGCCUUGCCCUGAUCCGACGCUUUGCACACUCCCUACUGAGGUGUUUGCUGAUGCUCCAUAAGGAGAAGAUCAUCCACUGCGACCUCAAGCCAGAAAACAUCCUCUUGUCACCAAAGGGACAAGGAAACAUCAAAGUGGUUGACUUUGGGUCCAGCUGCUAUGAACAGCAGAGAGUGUACACCUACAUCCAGAGUCGUUUCUACCGCUCCCCAGAGGUUAUCCUGGGCCACCCUUACAGUGUGGCCAUUGACAUGUGGAGCCUGGGCUGCAUCCUGGCUGAACUUUACACUGGCUACCCACUCUUCCCGGGGGAGAGUGAAGUAGAGCAGAUGGCUUGCAUCAUGGAGGUACUUGGAAUGCCUCCAAAUGAUUUUGUCCAGACAGCAUCCAGGAAGAAGCUAUUUUUUGAUUCCAAGGGCAAUCCUAGGACUGUAACCAACAGCAAAGGGAAAAAAAGGAGACCCAACUCUAAAGAUCUCGCCAGCAUGCUGAAGACCAGUGACGUGCUAUUUCUGGACUUUCUAAAACGCUGCCUCAUAUGGGAUCCUUCAAAACGCAUGACGCCAGGUGAGGCCCUGCAGCACGACUGGAUCCUAGAUUCCUGGAUCAACAGAUCGCGCCUCAGGAGCCGGCAUGUCGUAAAACCCUCAAGCAACCUGGGCAACUCUGUCAACAGUAGCAAGCAAGCUGACCAAAAACCUGAGAGUACCAGAACAACAGUAAAUGAGGUGCCUGACGCCUUGGACCAGGUAAAGCAGAAGAGCGAUGGUACAGAAAGUCAGACAGUAUCAGCUGAGUGCUUGAGGCCUGUUGGGGAAUCUACAGAAGAAGGAAGCCACAAAAGCCAUUCUAGUGACAUCACAGAGUCCGGAAGUGAACGGAAGAAAACUGGAGAAAGGCCAGUUCACAUUGUCAUUGAGCCUAAAUCAGAUGCUGACACAGACACCGAGAUCCAGGAACAGUCCUCAUCCCCAUCCCCAUCCCCUAUUGUAUAACAACUCAAGGACUCAGCUAUGUGUAUGGCAUCUACUCCUUCAAAGGUUCUCCAUGUGUGACCUGGAUUUUUAGCUUGGGAACCUUCUCUGUGAUUGGUUUUAUAUGGCCAUGUGGUCAUCAGUAAGCAAUCAGAGACUAGUGAGGACAUUCAAGUUUAAUGUAGAGGCCCCAAAGUCAACCCAAGGGAUGUCUCAAUCUCAACUUCAGAGCUUUAGUUGCUUAAUAGUCUGUACUGUGUCAGUUAAUGUUGAAUGAACGUGUAUACACUGUUAAUGCCGUUUCGGAAUAACCCGGCGCUCAUCCAGUGUGGGAGAACUGAUUUUCUGAAUUUGGCACAUUUACACAUGAACUGCAAUGUGAAGUUAUUCACUGCAUAAAUAAAGGAGCUGAAAGCUGAGGACAAAGAGAGGCACGAAUACACUUCAGCUUCAUGAUCCCCUGUCUUUAUGGCUAUCAUAGAAACACACCACCAUGUAUACCUGCUUAAUACCCCCACAGUGCACCAGGGCAAGGGGCAGGUUUAGGGCAUAUAUAUGUCUCCCCAGCACUUUGUCCUGCUGUGACACCGAGAAAACUAUUGAUUCAUACUAUGCUACAUUGUCAUAGAUUUUAGUCAAUAAUAUAAUUACUGGUGUGUCACAACAGCAUAAAGCACAGUUUGAUCAUGUUCCGAAGAACCCCUAAAUUUAACUGAGUAGAACUUUAAAUACCACAACCUGAGGUUCAUUCAGAGCCAGAAAUUCUCUCCAUGCAGUCAAAACAAUUGGUUUCACAAAAGACAAUGUUGUUUCCCUUUAUGGUUUAAAUUUUAUGUUGUAUAUUUUGGUCACACAAAAUGCAUCUCUAUAAUUUCGUCAGGCUUUCAGAAUAAACACUGAACCAAAAUAUGGACUCUGGAUUUACUGAAGCUAAAAACAGGGAAGACGUUUUUCCGACGUAUGGUAUAUUCUUUUUUUAUGCCCACGUAGUAUUUUAUUCAUACCUCAGAUACAAAAAAUUAUGUUGUAUUUUAAAUUAAAUUUCUGAUGCUUUCAUUGUAAAUUUGGGUACGCUACAAGACUUACAAUGUGAUGUUUUAUACUUCUGUUGUUAUGUAAUUUAUGUACAGGUAUCAAAUGGAUAUUGGAACAUUAUUUGAAAUCAUAU